AUGUGGAUUCUUAACGCUCCGUUUAUUGUAUUUUCCGGCAGUUUGUAUUUGUCGGUUUUGGUAUUUCGGCGUUUAUCGUACCAAGAUGAUGCUGGACCUUCAACUUCUUCAAAUUCUUUAAAUACAAAUUCUCAAUUGAGAUUUUUUUACAAACCUGAAAUGAUCAAAUGGGAAAAUAAAUUUUUUGAAAUUGACGAAAAAGAGAAGGAAGAAGAAGAGGCAAUUUUGUCACAAUUUCUUAAUGAACAACAACAAAAUUCAAAACAAAAUAAUUAUUUCGAAUGUCAAACAAAAUUUGUUAAUUUGCCUGUCCAUGGAUGUAAAAUGGCUUUACCUGAAGGAAGUACUUCAAAAAGUUCGACAUUAUGUGAAGAAAUACAUAUUCCUCCACCAAUUGAUAAUAAUAAAAAAUUUUUGGCCAAUUUCCCUCGUUUAAAAAUUGAUGAACUUGAUGAGUUCGCACAAACAGCCUUUGAUGGAAUUAAAUCUUUAAAUGUCAUCCAAUCUCAAGUUUUUGAUCAAGCUUAUAAUACUUUGAAUAAUUUAUUGAUUUGUGCUCCAACGGGUGCUGGAAAAACAAAUAUUGCAUUACUGACAAUUUUGAGAACAAUUCGUGAUAAUCGAACAAAAAAUGGAAAAAUAAAUAAGAAUGCGUUUAAAGUAAUUUAUUUGGCACCAAUGAAAGCAUUAGCAACAGAAAUGACCUCUAAUUUUUCUAAACGUUUGGGCCGCCUUGGAUUGAAAACACGUGAAUUAACUGGAGAUUCCCAAUUAAGUAGAAAAGAAAUUCAAGAAACACAGGUACUUGUUUUAACACCAGAAAAAUGGGAUGUUAUAACACGCAAAAGCGAUGAUGAAGAACUUAGCCAAUUAGUUCGUCUUUUAAUUAUUGACGAAGUUCAUUUGUUACAUGAUGAUCGUGGACCUGUAAUUGAAGCAAUUAUUGCAAGAACACUUAGAAGAAUUGAAGUUUAUCAUCAAAAUAUUCGAAUUGUUGGACUCUCUGCAACUUUACCAAAUUAUAAUGAUGUAGCAACAUUUUUACGUGUUGAUCCAACUCAAGGACUUUUUCAUUUUGAUGGACGUUUUCGUCCUGUUCCGCUUGCUCAAACUUUUCUCGGUGUUCGAGACUCUGAACGUCAAGCCAUUGUUUUACAACGGGAAAGGGAAAAAGCUAUUCGUAAAGGAGAAAAACCACCAACAAAAAUUUCUCAAAAUAAAUUGAUGACUCAAAAAGAAAUGAUGGAUGAAGUUUGUUAUCAAAAAUGUGUCAAAUUUCUUUAUGAUAAACACCAAGUUUUAAUUUUUGUCCAUUCAAGAAAUGCUACUGGACAAUUGGCUAGAACAUUUAUUGAUAAAGCUGCUAAUUCUAAUCAAAGAGAAUUAUUUCUUGUUGAGAAAGGAGGGGAGAUGAACAAUGCUCAAAGCAGAGAGUUACAAUUUCUUUUUCAAUCGGGUCUUGGUAUUCACCAUGCGGGAUUAACACGUCACGAUCGCCAUUUGAUGGAAAAAAUGUUUACGGAAGGUGCAAUUCGUGUAAUGAUGUGUACAGCAACGCUCGCUUGGGGAGUUAAUUUACCUGCUUAUGCAGUUAUUAUACGAGGAACAGAAAUAUUCGACCCGCAAAAGGGUAUUUUUACUGACAUUGGUAUUUUGGAUGUACAACAAAUUUUUGGAAGAGCGGGACGACCACAAUAUGAGGAUAUGGGUCAUGGUGUUAUUAUUACAAAUGUUCAAAAAUUGGCUCAUUAUAUUGAAAUGUUUCAUCGACAAACACCAAUAGAAUCACAAUUUCAAUCUCGUAUUCUAAACAAUUUAAAUGCUGAAAUAGCUUCUGGUGCAAUUUCAAAUAUUUCUGAAGCUAUUGAAUGGAUUCAUUUUACUUAUUUUUAUAUUCGUUUACGGAAAAAUCCGUUACAGUAUGGAGUUGAUUGGAAAGAAUUGAGAAAAGAUUCCCAAUUAAAUGCCUAUUUAUCCGAUUUUUGUCAUAGUGCUGCAAGACGUUUGGAUGCAAAUAGAAUGAUACGUUAUGAUCCAAUUAAUAAUUUUGUUUCUGCAACUGAUUUGGGAAGAAUAGCAUCGAAUUAUUAUAUUGGAUUUGAAACAAUUGAAUUAAUAAAUGAUCAUAACGGCCCAAUAAGUUUAACAGAAAUGAUGACAGAUGAAAUGAUUAUUGCAUUAAUUUCUUCUUGUUCAGAAUUUGCACAAAUAAAAAAUCGUGAUUCAGAAAUGACUGAAUUAGAUGAAUUAGCUUCAUUUGGAGCAAAUUUAAAAAUACGUAGUGGAUUAGCAACAACUGCAGGGAAAGUUAAUUGUCUUCUUCAGAGUUAUAUUUCUCGUGCUUUUGUCAAAGAUUUUGCUCUUUCAUCAGAACUUUAUUAUAUUUCACAAAAUGCUGGAAGAAUCGCUCGGGCAAUUUUUGAAAUUGCUUUAAGACGUGGUUGGGCACAAACAACAGAAGCUUGUUUAACUAUGGCUAAAUGUAUUGAACAAAGAUUGUGGCCUUUUAAUUCUCCAUUAAGGUUUUUAUUUGGCUUUACCCAAAAGGUCAACUGA
Molecule: messenger RNA, 2556 nt
Organism: Meloidogyne enterolobii
Lineage: Eukaryota; Metazoa; Nematoda; Chromadorea; Rhabditida; Meloidogynidae
Source: the annotation of a GenBank genome assembly